AUGGAGCAAACAGACUGCAAACCUUACCAGCCUCUGUCAAAAGUCAAGCAUGAAAUGGAUCUAGCUUAUACCAGUUCUUCCGAUGAGAGUGAAGAUGGAAGAAAACCAAGACAGUCAUACAACUCCAGGGAGACUCUGCAUGAGUAUAACCAAGAGCUGAGGAUGAAUUACAAUAGCCAGAGUAGAAAGAGGAAAGAAGUAGAGAAAUCUACUCAAGAAAUGGAAUUCUGUGAAACCUCUCACACUCUGUGCUCUGGCUACCAGACGGACAUGCACAGCAUCUCUCAGCACGGCUACCAGUUGGAGAUGGGAUCUGAUGUGGACACAGAGACAGAAGGUGCUGCCUCACCUGACCAUGCACUGAGAAUGUGGAUAAGGGGAAUGAAAUCAGAACAUAGUUCCUGUUUGUCCAGCCGGGCCAACUCUGCAUUGUCCUUGACCGACACUGACCAUGAAAGAAAGUCUGAUGGGGAAAAUGGUUUUAAAUUCUCUCCUGUUUGUUGUGACAUGGAGGCUCAAGCUGGGUCUACUCAAGAUGUGCAGAGCAGCCCACACAACCAGUUCACCUUCAGACCCCUCCCGCCGCCACCACCGCCUCCGCAUGCCUGCACCUGUGCCAGGAAGCCACCCCCUGCAGCGGAUUCUCUUCAGAGGAGAUCAAUGACUACCCGCAGCCAGCCCAGCCCAGCUGCUCCAGCUCCCCCAACCAGUACACAGGAUUCCAUUCAUCUGCAUAACAGCUGGGUUUUGAAUAGCAAUAUACCAUUGGAGACCAGGCAUUUCCUGUUCAAACAUGGAUCUGGUUCCUCUGCUAUCUUCAGUGCAGCCAGUCAGAACUACCCUCUGACGUCCAAUACCGUGUACUCGCCCCCUCCCAGGCCACUUCCUCGAAGCACCUUUUCCCGACCUGCCUUUACCUUUAACAAACCUUACAGGUGCUGCAAUUGGAAGUGCACGGCCUUGAGCGCCACUGCAAUCACGGUGACUUUGGCCUUGCUACUAGCCUAUGUGAUUGCAGUACAUUUGUUCGGCCUGACUUGGCAGUUGCAACCAGUUGAAGGAGAGCUCUAUGCAAAUGGAGUUAGCAAAGGGAACAGAGGGACCGAGUCCAUGGAUACUACUUACUCUCCAAUUGGAGGAAAAGUUUCCGAUAAAUCAGAGAAAAAAGUGUUUCAGAAGGGACGGGCAAUAGACACGGGAGAAGUUGACAUUGGCGCACAGGUCAUGCAGACCAUUCCACCUGGCUUAUUCUGGCGUUUCCAGAUUACUAUCCACCAUCCAAUAUAUCUGAAAUUCAAUAUUUCUUUAGCCAAGGACUCUCUGCUGGGAAUUUAUGGCAGAAGAAACAUUCCACCUACACAUACUCAGUUUGAUUUUGUAAAACUAAUGGAUGGCAAACAACUGGUCAAGCACGACUCCAAGGGCUCUGAAGAUAGCCAGCACUCCCCUCGUAACCUGAUCUUAACCUCACUUCAGGAGACAGGUUUCAUAGAGUAUAUGGAUCAAGGGCCUUGGUAUUUAGCAUUUUACAAUGACGGAAAAAAGAUGGAGCAAGUAUUCGUGUUAACUACAGCAAUUGAAAUAAUGGAUGACUGUUCAACCAAUUGCAAUGGAAAUGGAGAGUGUAUCUCUGGCCAUUGUCAUUGUUUCCCAGGAUUCCUUGGACCUGACUGUGCUAGAGAUUCGUGCCCUGUGCUGUGUGGCGGAAAUGGAGAAUAUGAGAAAGGACACUGUGUCUGCCGGAAUGGCUGGAAGGGGCCAGAGUGCGAUGUUCCAGAAGAACAAUGUAUUGACCCUACGUGCUUUGGUCACGGCACCUGCAUCAUGGGAGUCUGCAUCUGUGUGCCAGGAUACAAAGGAGAAAUAUGCGAGGAAGAGGACUGCUUAGACCCAAUGUGUUCCAGCCACGGCAUCUGUGUAAAAGGAGAAUGUCACUGUUCUACUGGCUGGGGAGGAGUCAACUGUGAAACUCCACUUCCUAUAUGUCAAGAGCAGUGCUCAGGACAUGGGACUUUUCUUCUGGACACUGGAGUAUGCAGCUGUGAUCCCAAGUGGACAGGAUCUGACUGCUCAACAGAGCUCUGUACCAUGGAGUGUGGUAGCCAUGGAGUCUGCUCAAGGGGAAUUUGCCAAUGUGAAGAAGGCUGGGUAGGACCAACAUGUGAGGAACGCUCCUGUCAUUCUCACUGUGCUGAGCAUGGCCAAUGCAAAGAUGGGAAAUGUGAGUGUAGCCCUGGAUGGGAGGGCGACCACUGCACAAUUGCUCACUACUUAGAUGCUGUCCGAGAUGGCUGCCCAGGACUCUGCUUUGGAAAUGGACGAUGUACCCUGGAUCAAAAUGGUUGGCACUGUGUGUGUCAGGUGGGUUGGAGUGGGACAGGCUGCAAUGUUGUCAUGGAAAUGCUUUGUGGAGAUAACUUGGACAAUGAUGGAGAUGGUUUAACAGACUGCGUGGACCCUGAUUGUUGUCAACAAAGCAACUGUUAUGUAAGUCCUCUCUGUCAGGGUUCACCAGAUCCUCUUGACCUUAUUCAGCAAAGCCAACCCCUCUUCUCUCAGCAUACUUCAAGACUCUUCUAUGAUCGAAUCAAAUUCCUCAUUGGCAAGGACAGUACUCAUGUCAUUCCUCCAGAGAUCUCAUUCGACAGCAGGCGUGCCUGUGUGAUUCGAGGCCAAGUGGUGGCCGUAGAUGGAACCCCUUUAGUAGGGGUGAAUGUCAGUUUCUUGCACCACAGCGAUUAUGGAUUUACCAUCAGCCGGCAAGAUGGAAGCUUUGACCUUGUAGCCAUCGGCGGUAUCUCUGUCAUUUUAAUCUUUGACCGAUCACCUUUCCUGUCUGAGAAAAGGACACUCUGGUUGCCCUGGAAUCAGUUUAUUGUGGUGGAGAAAGUAAUCAUGCAGAGAGGUGUAUCAGACCCGCCAUCUUGCGAUAUCUCCAACUUUAUCAGCCCAAACCCUAUUGUGCUUCCUUCACCACUCACAUUAUUUGGAGGGUCCUGUCCAGAGAGGGGAACUAUUGUUCCUGAGCUGCAGGUUGUACAGGAGGAAAUCCCUAUUCCUUCCAGCUUUGUGAGGCUGAGUUACCUAAGCAGCCGCACCCCUGGGUAUAAAACCUUGCUACGGAUCCUUCUGACACAUUCAACAAUUCCUGUGGGGAUGAUAAAAGUACACCUCACCGUAGCUGUGGAAGGGCGACUCACACAGAAGUGGUUUCCUGCUGCAAUUAAUCUCGUUUACACAUUUGCCUGGAACAAGACCGACAUCUACGGACAGAAGGUUUGGGGACUGUCAGAGGCUUUGGUGUCUGUGGGAUAUGAAUAUGAGAUGUGCCCUGACUUUAUUCUCUGGGAGCAAAGGACGGUUGUUUUACAAGGUUUUGAAAUGGAUGCUUCUAACCUAGGAGGCUGGUCCUUGAAUAAGCAUCACAUUUUGAAUCCUCAAAGUGGAAUCAUACACAAAGGAAAUGGAGAAAAUAUGUUCAUUUCGCAGCAACCCCCAGUCAUUUCAACCAUAAUGGGUAAUGGACACCAAAGGAGUGUAGCCUGCACCAACUGCAAUGGCCCAGCCCACAACAACAAACUGUUUGCUCCUGUCGCCUUAGCUUCUGGCCCUGAUGGCAGUGUGUAUGUUGGUGACUUCAAUUUUGUAAGGCGAAUAUUUCCCUCAGGAAACUCCGUUAGUAUUUUGGAAUUAAGAAACAGAGAUACCAGACAUAGCACAAGUCCUGCUCACAAAUACUAUCUGGCUAUGGACCCUGUAUCUGAAUCACUCUAUCUGUCAGACACCAAUACACGAAAAGUCUACAAGUUGAAAUCUCUUGUGGAAACAAAAGAUCUGUCCAAGAAUUUUGAAGUGGUGGCAGGAACAGGUGAUCAGUGCCUUCCUUUUGACCAGAGUCACUGUGGAGAUGGUGGAAGAGCAUCAGAAGCUUCACUGAACAGCCCUCGAGGCAUCACAGUUGAUAAGCAUGGAUUCAUUUACUUUGUGGAUGGGACUAUGAUUCGCAGAAUUGAUGAGAAUGCUGUGAUCACAACUAUAAUCGGCUCAAACGGUCUGACUUCCACACAGCCACUGAGCUGUGACUCAGGAAUGGACAUCACUCAGGUGCGAUUAGAGUGGCCAACAGACCUUGCAGUCAAUCCCAUGGACAAUUCAUUAUAUGUCUUGGAUAACAACAUUGUGCUGCAAAUUUCUGAGAACAGGCGUGUGCGGAUCAUUGCAGGGCGCCCCAUUCACUGCCAGGUGCCAGGCAUAGAUCAUUUCUUGGUCAGCAAGGUAGCAAUUCACUCCACACUGGAGUCGGCGAGGGCCAUCAGCGUCUCCCACAGCGGGCUGCUCUUCAUAGCUGAAACAGACGAGAGGAAAGUAAACCGCAUUCAGCAAGUGACCACCAAUGGGGAGAUCUCCAUCAUCGCUGGUGCCCCCACUGACUGUGACUGCAAAAUUGAUCCCAACUGUGACUGUUUUUCAGGUGAUGGUGGCUAUGCCAAAGAUGCAAAGAUGAAAGCCCCUUCCUCCUUAGCAGUGUCACCUGAUGGUACCCUCUAUGUGGCAGACCUUGGGAACAUUCGAAUUCGUACCAUCAGCAGGAACCAAGCCCACUUGAAUGACAUGAACCUUUAUGAGAUUGCAUCACCUGCUGAUCAGGAACUGUACCAGUUCACUGUCAAUGGAACCCACCUACACACCCUGAACUUGAUAACGAGGGACUAUGUGUAUAACUUCACCUACAAUGCCGAAGGGGAGUUGGGCGCAAUUACCAGCAGCAAUGGCAACUCGGUGCACAUUCGCCGUGAUGCAGGCGGUAUGCCCCUUUGGCUUGUGGUGCCUGGUGGGCAGGUGUAUUGGCUGACCAUAAGCAGCAAUGGAGUCCUGAAGAGAGUGUCAGCCCAAGGCUAUAAUCUGGCCUUGAUGACAUAUCCUGGAAACACAGGACUUCUGGCUACCAAAAGUAAUGAAAAUGGUUGGACAACCGUUUACGAGUAUGACCCCGAGGGACAUCUGACCAAUGCAACACUUCCCACUGGAGAGGUCAGCAGCUUCCACAGUGACCUCGAGAAGCUGACAAAAGUGGAGCUAGAUACUUCCAACCGCGAAAAUGUCCUCAUGUCAACCAACUUGACAGCAACUAGUACCAUAUAUAUUUUAAAACAAGAAAACACUCAGAGUACCUAUCGGGUGAGUCCGGAUGGUUCCCUACGUGUCACCUUUGCCAGCGGGAUGGAGAUCAGUCUCAGCUCAGAGCCCCACAUCCUGGCGGGGGCAGUCAACCCCACCCUGGGGAAAUGCAACAUCUCAUUGCCUGGAGAACACAAUGCAAACCUCAUCGAGUGGCGGCAGAGGAAGGAGCAAAACAAAGGCAACAUUUCAGCUUUUGAAAGGAGGCUGAGGGCCCAUAAUAGAAACCUGCUCUCCAUAGACUUUGAUCAUAUCACCCGCACAGGAAAGAUCUAUGACGACCAUCGAAAAUUCACCCUUCGAAUUCUUUAUGACCAGACUGGGCGACCUGUUCUGUGGUCCCCCGUAAGCAGAUAUAAUGAAGUGAACAUCACAUAUUCACCUUCGGGAUUGGUGACAUUUAUUCAAAGAGGGACGUGGAAUGAAAAAAUGGAGUAUGACCAGAGUGGAAAAAUAAUUUCAAGAACUUGGGCUGAUGGGAAAAUUUGGAGCUAUACAUACUUAGAGAAGUCUGUGAUGCUUCUCUUACACAGCCAGCGGCGUUACAUCUUUGAGUAUGACCAGUCGGAUUGUCUGCUCUCAGUCACCAUGCCUAGUAUGGUGCGCCACAGCUUACAAACCAUGCUUUCGGUGGGCUAUUACCGGAACAUCUACACCCCACCAGACAGUAGCACUUCUUUUAUCCAAGACUAUAGUCGAGAUGGCCGACUGCUACAGACCCUGCAUCUGGGGACAGGCCGUAGAGUUUUAUAUAAGUACACCAAGCAAGCAAGGCUAUCUGAGAUUCUCUAUGAUACCACCCAGGUCACAUUAACAUACGAAGAGUCUUCUGGAGUGAUUAAGACAAUACACCUGAUGCAUGAUGGAUUCAUCUGUACAAUCAGAUACAGGCAAACAGGACCUCUUAUUGGACGCCAGAUUUUCAGAUUCAGUGAAGAAGGUCUUGUGAAUGCACGGUUUGACUACAGCUACAACAACUUCCGCGUCACCAGCAUGCAAGCUGUGAUCAAUGAGACCCCUUUGCCCAUAGAUCUAUACCGAUAUGUUGAUGUCUCUGGUAGAACAGAGCAGUUUGGAAAAUUCAGUGUAAUUAAUUACGAUUUAAAUCAGGUCAUAACUACUACAGUGAUGAAGCACACCAAGAUCUUCAGUGCCAAUGGACAAGUCAUUGAAGUCCAGUAUGAAAUCCUAAAGGCAAUUGCCUACUGGAUGACUAUUCAAUAUGAUAAUAUGGGCCGUAUGGUAAUAUGUGAUAUAAGAGUAGGAGUAGAUGCCAAUAUAACAAGGUAUUUCUAUGAAUACGAUGCUGAUGGGCAACUUCAAACUGUUUCUGUAAAUGACAAAACCCAGUGGCGUUAUAGUUAUGAUCUGAACGGAAACAUCAACCUCUUAAGCCAUGGGAAUAGUGCGCGUCUUACUCCUCUCCGAUAUGACCUCCGAGACCGCAUCACUAGACUAGGAGAAAUUCAGUAUAAAAUGGAUGAAGAUGGCUUUCUGAGGCAGAGGGGAAAUGACGUAUUUGAAUAUAAUUCUAAUGGUCUGCUGCAGAAAGCCUACAAUAAAGCUUCCGGCUGGUCUGUGCAGUAUUACUAUGAUGGGCUUGGGCGCCGUGUCGCCAGUAAGUCCAGCCUAGGGCAGCACCUUCAAUUCUUUUAUGCAGACCUUGCCAACCCCAUAAGAGUUACUCAUCUGUACAACCACACGAGCUCAGAGAUUACAUCUCUGUAUUAUGAUCUCCAAGGUCACCUUAUUGCCAUGGAGUUAAGCAGUGGUGAAGAAUAUUACGUAGCCUGUGAUAAUACAGGUACCCCACUAGCUGUGUUCAGCAGUCGAGGUCUGGUCAUAAAAGAGAUAUUGUACACACCUUAUGGCGAUAUUUAUCAUGACACUUACCCUGACUUUCAGGUCAUCAUUGGUUUUCAUGGAGGACUGUAUGACUUUCUAACUAAAUUAGUGCACCUGGGGCAAAGGGAUUAUGAUGUUGUUGCUGGUAGAUGGACAACGCCUAAUCAUCACAUAUGGAAACAGUUGAACCUCCUUCCUAAACCAUUCAACCUCUACUCCUUCGAAAAUAACUACCCAGUUGGCAAAAUUCAAGAUGUUGCAAAGUAUACCACAGACAUUGGAAGUUGGUUGGAGCUAUUUGGUUUCCAGUUACACAAUGUACUACCUGGAUUUCCCAAACCGGAAUUAGAAAAUUUGGAAUUAACUUAUGAGCUUCUACAGCUUCAGACAAAAACUCAAGAGUGGGAUCCUGGAAAGACUAUCCUGGGUAUUCAGUGUGAGCUCCAGAAACAGCUCAGAAAUUUCAUUUCCUUGGAUCAACUUCCUAUGACUCCCCGAAACAAUGACGGACAUUGCCUUGAAGGAGGGAAGCAACCAAGGUUUGCUGCUGUCCCUUCUGUUUUUGGAAAAGGUAUAAAAUUUGCCAUCAAGGAUGGCAUAGUAACAGCUGAUAUUAUAGGAGUAGCCAAUGAAGAUAGCAGGCGGCUUGCUGCCAUUCUCAAUAAUGCUCAUUACCUGGAAAACCUACAUUUUACCAUAGAGGGGAGGGACACUCACUACUUCAUUAAACUUGGGUCUCUGGAGGAGGACCUGGUGCUCAUCGGUAACACUGGGGGGAGGCGGAUUCUGGAGAAUGGUGUCAAUGUCACUGUGUCCCAGAUGACUUCUGUGUUGAAUGGAAGGACUAGACGGUUUGCAGAUAUUCAGCUCCAGCACGGGGCCCUGUGCUUCAACAUCCGAUAUGGGACAACUGUCGAAGAGGAAAAGAAUCAUGUGUUGGAGAUUGCCAGACAGCGCGCUGUGGCCCAGGCCUGGACUAAGGAACAAAGAAGGCUGCAAGAAGGGGAAGAGGGGAUUCGGGCAUGGACAGAGGGGGAAAAGCAGCAGCUUUUGAGCACUGGAAGGGUACAAGGUUAUGAUGGGUAUUUUGUUUUGUCUGUUGAGCAGUAUCUAGAACUUUCUGACAGUGCCAACAAUAUUCACUUUAUGAGACAGAGCGAAAUAGGCAGGAGGUAA
Molecule: messenger RNA, 8199 nt
Organism: Cynocephalus volans (Philippine flying lemur)
Lineage: Eukaryota; Metazoa; Chordata; Mammalia; Dermoptera; Cynocephalidae
Gene: TENM1
Product: teneurin transmembrane protein 1
Exons: 32
Coding region: 1-8199 (2732 amino acids)
Biological process (GO): neuron development; signal transduction; heterophilic cell-cell adhesion
Cellular component (GO): membrane; neuron projection
Molecular function (GO): cell adhesion molecule binding; protein heterodimerization activity; protein homodimerization activity
Source: RefSeq, a predicted model, not a curated record